Molecule: messenger RNA, 177 nt
Organism: Perkinsus marinus ATCC 50983
Lineage: Eukaryota; Perkinsozoa; Perkinsida; Perkinsidae
Exons: 2
Coding region: 1-177 (58 amino acids)
Source: RefSeq, a predicted model, not a curated record
AUGACCUCUGAGGAAUUGAAGUUAGAAGGGGAAACCUUUCCAUCCUUGGAGUUAGCUGUGAAUGAUACUGUUAAAGGCUCUGCUAAUGCUGCUGCUGGUGGUGGUGGUGGUAACAUUAAUAAUAAUGUUAGUGAGGGUGGUAGGCAACACAUUGGGAAGAAGAGGGUGCUUGGUUGA